GAGGAUUUAACAAGUGGACGAACGCCGGACGUGAUGGAGCAGAUGCCAAGAGGAACAAAAGAGUUGAUGAGUCUCAGCGGACUGAAGUAACCAGCAGCUAAACCAGCUAACCGUAGCCGAGUCAACGCUAGCUUCGCUACAGACAGUCUUUAUGCGGCGGUCUCCCCUCCUCGCAUCUUCGAGCAUCCCUACCGUCGCCAGCCUCCGGAGCGGAUCCCACUGACACUACGCGGCCAUGGCAGCGGUGGUGAGCUUCUCCCCGCCGUGGUGGGUGACCCUGCUGCACAGGCUCCCCCAUUUCAACUUCAAGUUCGAGCAGACUAGCAGCGAUUUCCGACCCGAUGACUGGACGUAUCAACAGUCCAUCAUGUUACUGGGGGGCAUGGCGCUGGCCUGUCUGGCCCUCGACCUCUUGUUCCUGCUCUUCUAUUCUAUCUGGCUGUGCUGCCGUCGGAACAAAGACGACGAGCAGCCCAACGCCGACUGCUGCUGCACGGCCUGGUGCGUCAUCAUCGCAACACUCGUCUGCAGCGCUGGCAUUGCUGUCGGUUUCUAUGGGAACGGCGAGACUUGCGAUGGAGUGAAUCGGCUGACGUAUUCCCUGCGCCAUGCUAACCGCACAAUCACUGGGGUGCAGAGUCUGGUUUACAACAGUACGUCCUCAUUGAACCAGACGGUAGAUGGUAAUCUGCAACAUCUUGAGGGCCAGUAUGCGCGCCAUGCAGACUACCUGUCUAUCAUCCAAAAGCUGCAGGGCCAGCUGGAUGAGCUGGUCAGACAGAUGGUAGAGAUUCCCUUUUGGGACAACACCAAUAUCUCCCUGGAGGACCUGGCCGUCAAGAUGGAGCUUUAUGACUGGUACAGGUGGCUGGGCUACAUAAGCCUGCUACUGUUCGAUGUCCUCAUCUGCCUUCUGGUGCUGUUUGGCCUCAUUCGCAACUCUAAAGGCAUGCUCAUAGGGGUGUGCUUGUUUGGUGUAGUGGCUCUGAUAAUCAGCUGGGUCUCCCUGGGGCUGGAGUUGGCUUUGUCUGUGACCUCAAGUGACUUCUGUGUGGAUCCUGACAUGUAUGUCAGCAAAGUGGCACAACAGUACGGAGUCAUCAAUCAAGAAAUCUUGCAGUACUACCUUAUGUGCAGUUUGGAGCAAACCAACCCCUACCAACAGAAACUUUCCGGGAGCCAUAAAGCAUUAGUGGAGAUGCAGGAUGAUGUGUCUGAAUUGCUGCGCUCUGCCACCAGAGAGUAUAAACAAACUAAGGGAAGUUUGGAGGAGAUCCAGAGGAUUCUGAACACCACAGAGAUCGGUCUUCAUCAGCUCACUGCCCUGGUGGACUGUCGCAGCCUGCACAUGGACUACGUCCAGGCCAUGACGGGUCUGUGCUAUGAUGGACUGGAAGGGCUCAUCUACCUCGUGCUCUUCUCCUUUGUCACCGCGCUUAUGUUUAGCUCAAUUGUUUGCAGUGUACCUCACACAUGGAAAGGCAAAAGGAGUGACGACGACAGCGAGAACGAGUCCCUGAGCCACGGAGGGAGGCAAAACCACGACAACCUCUACCGGGUCCACAUGCCCAGUCUUUACAGCUGCGGCAGCAGUUACGGCAGCGAAACUUCCAUCCCUGCAGCCGCUCACACCGUCAGCAAUGCACCCGUCACGGAAUACAUGGCUCAGAAUGCCAACUUCCAGAACUCCCGCUGUGAAAACACGCCGCUGAUCGGACGGGAGUCUCCUCCCCCCUCGUACACCUCCAGCAUGCGAGCAAAGUACCUGGCCAACAGCCGACCAGAUCCCAACCCCAACACCCCUCCAGCGCACUAGACAACACUGGACUCUUCUCUCUGACGUCUCCACACAUUCAAUCACCACCCCCCCCCCCCCCCCCCCCCCUCAUCCAGUCACUUCACCUUCACUCCAUAAACUGUUUGCCUUCGCUUGUAAAUGAAAACGAAAAACCACACGUGCUGUUGAGGAAGAACCCUCUCGUGAUUCUGGAGGUUCCACCAUCCUCGACUGCAGGAAAAAAGAAGCCGUGCUGGGAGUUUAUCUGUUCUGGAGGUUGGACUUUUUUGUGUGUCUCUUCUGAUUAAUGCACCACGACAGGUACACUGUCACGUCUAACGGGACGUCGCGCUGUGGAGGACACUGGAAGUGCUCGUAGACUAACACUUAUAAACUACUGGUCGUUGUGUUGUUUUGUACUGUACUGCACUCUUUAAAGUGGCAGAGUGACAAAAAGCCUUACACAUGAAUAAUGUAGGAAUCAACAGUCUUAACUGCGUCCACACACACACACACACACAUACACAAGUAGUACACACACAGUAAAACAUAGAUUGAUUUUCCAAUUCAACAUCCCAGUCUUCUUUCUACUGAAGAAGCUUCUAAUGCAAAUCUGAUAUUUGUGUAUCCUAAUGUUGAUUUACUGAAUCUCUCUCGUGCACCUGCACACUGGCUUGUUUUUGCAUUCCACAUCAGAUCUUUAGCCCGGGACCAGUUUUCUUUAAGCGUUGCACUCGACACAGGUCUGAAAUUGAAUCUUUCUUUUCAAAAGCAAUACAGUGACGAGCCACUUUUCCACAGCAGGGACUGUAAUUUGCGAAGCUGUGACCAUCUCAGAGGAUUUGAUGAGAAGCUUCAUGAUGGAAGCGCAGCUGGGGGGGGUGUUUGUUUUAAGCCUUUUUUUUAACAGCCUUUUCAAUAACGACAUUAAAGCGGCGGAGGGCAGGACACGAAUGUGUGACAUUGUCUCCUGCAACAUACGUUUCAAGUGAAUUUUCAGUUCGCUCUUUGCCAGACUGCUCGUUAUUCUCUCUGUGUUUCUGUUAACAGAGCAGAGAAUUGGUUCACACUGCAGCAGGUUAGAGUCACGUAAUCCUGUCCCUAAUCAUCCCAACAGGCAUUUGAAGGCAAUCUUGUGUGAACACGUUAGACAAAACAGUUUAGAGUGUUUCCCGGAGGAAUCGGAUGCGUCGGCCUGGCCUCAAAUGUGUUUUAGCAUUUCUACCUGGAAGCAGAGCGGUCGACGCGAAGGGCUCUGCAUCACCUGGAACCACUGUCCCUGUCGACGCAUGACGAUCCUUCAGACGUGGAGCGAGAUCUUUGUACUGCUGCCUCUUUAACUUGCUUCUCUUAGACGUGCUUCGUGACCAGUAACGGCGCUUUUAGUUUUUAUUUUUAAUUUGAGACUGUGCCAACAGGUUGAAGCACAACUCUAUUAGCUGAUUCUCUUUUUACUUGUACAGCUGACAGUUCCUGGCGGCCCGUGCAGUCGACCAAAAAAUGAGCCUGAUUUUCAUUAUUACACUGAUGCAACCUCUGUUUUUUAGUAGUAGUCAUACUCUUUCUAUUUCUUAUUCAAGCCUGUACAGAUCAGAAACAUUUACAAAAUGAACAAAAAAACAUGCUGUUGUGUCUGUACUUCACAUUUUAAACAUUUUUUACUGUAUUUGAAUAUGGAUUUCUUUUUUUAUAGAAAGCAGGGCAUGACUUCAUUAAUGUGAAUGUGUUAAAUACAUAAUAUGUUUAAGUUUGUUUAUGUUUUUUUUCUGGGGAGAAAAAAAAUCACAACUUUGAAAUCUCUAAAUAUGUACUUGUACAACCUGUGGUUACAUUGAGCUUGAAUGCCGUGUUUUAAAAUUAAACGAACCUUAACUGUU
Betta splendens (Siamese fighting fish) is the source of this 3654-nucleotide messenger RNA. RefSeq names its product tweety family member 3a (gene ttyh3a). The coding region runs from base 236 to 1816 and encodes 526 amino acids. Gene Ontology annotation, molecular function: intracellularly calcium-gated chloride channel activity; volume-sensitive chloride channel activity. NCBI's taxonomy places the organism in Eukaryota, Metazoa, Chordata, Actinopteri, Anabantiformes, Osphronemidae. The transcript is spliced from 15 exons. Gene Ontology annotation, cellular component: plasma membrane. The record is from RefSeq and is a predicted model, not a curated record.